Messenger RNA from Galleria mellonella (greater wax moth), 510 nucleotides. RefSeq lists its product as uncharacterized. The coding region runs from base 67 to 360 and encodes 97 amino acids. The record is from RefSeq and is a predicted model, not a curated record. The transcript is spliced from 3 exons. Lineage: Eukaryota; Metazoa; Arthropoda; Insecta; Lepidoptera; Pyralidae.
CAAGAUGGCUAUGAAACUGACAGUGCAAUAUUGUAUGAUGUAUUGUAAAAAAAAAACUGUAAUGUUAUGGGGUCAACGUGUUCCUGUGAACGAUCUUGUGACACCUGGUCAAGCAUGAAAUCUAAAUUGCGAUAUUCAGCGGAAUUGCGCAGGAAAAGAAGAUACUGCCCUUGUACAAAUAGAAGACCUAGAUGUUUGAAAAUUCGCCGUCGAAUCAGAAAUAUGGAAGAAACAUGUUCCUGUAACCACGAAUGCUGUUCACGAUCCCCAUCACCAGAGGGGCCUGAUGGCAAUCCCCUGCAGCGAUCUCAACCAGUGCAGAACAUCUGCCGGUUUACCGUUGACGCUUAUUUUGCAUGAACUAAAGAAAAUUCAAAUUAAAUGUCUCUUGAUUAAAAAUAAUUUAUUAUUAUUAUUUUUUUUUUUUACUAAAUUUUCAUAACAUUAUUGCUAUUUUUUAAUAAAAUUGAGAUCUUUUUAAAUAUCUUACUUGUUGACAAUAUAGCUUAC